Centropristis striata (black sea bass) is the source of this 6804-nucleotide messenger RNA. It is a transcript of the gene slc23a2, whose product is annotated as solute carrier family 23 member 2. Gene Ontology annotation, cellular component: membrane. The transcript is spliced from 16 exons. Lineage: Eukaryota; Metazoa; Chordata; Actinopteri; Perciformes; Serranidae. The coding region runs from base 323 to 2479 and encodes 718 amino acids. Gene Ontology annotation, biological process: L-ascorbic acid metabolic process; transmembrane transport. Gene Ontology annotation, molecular function: transmembrane transporter activity. The record is from RefSeq and is a predicted model, not a curated record.
AGGACGUGGGCAUGCGUGAGAACGAACGUCAACCCCGUGGCUUUAUGAAAGGCGAAAUCCCUCCAUGAGCGGAGCAGCUGUUUAAUAACCCCGUUUGUGGUAAAGAAGGAGCUCUUUUAAGAAGAACGGGGCUUGAGGACGGCUCCAUCUCUUCACCACAGUCCCUUCGGCCUGGGCUCUCCUUCCGGCUACAAGUGUAGGUUAUCCGUACCCCCCCUCCUCGUGCGCACACACCGCUUCAACAACACAAACCACGGGGACGAGCCAGCGGACGUAACGUUAGCCGAGAAGGGAAGUGGGCUCCGUCUCUUUCAUCAGGCAGAUGCUCCCAGCCGCCCAGCUUGACAGGAGUGAUGGGAUGUGUCAACUAGCAGAUGAGGCCGCCCUGGACAAUGUAAUCGGACUGAAGGAGUCAUCUGCCGUAUUCACACCAGAGCGAGACAGAGGAGGGACAGAGGGAGAGGAGGAGGACAUCAGAGACACAAGGAUGGGCGUGGGGAAGAACACCACCUCCAAGUCGAUGGACAGCAGCAGUGAAGGGGGAAAAUUUGAAGAGGAGAGCAAGCAUGGCGCAGAUUUCUACCCUAUUCCGGUGGUGGUAAACGGCGUGGGCGGUGCCAGUGGAGACCAGGACACUGAGAACACAGAGCUGAUGGCCAUCUACACUAAAGAUAAUCAAGGCGCAGAAAAGAGCUCAAUGUCUGAGACGUUGGACAGCACAGACAGUACAGACGCACGGAGGAUGGAUAUGAUCUAUACCAUUGAAGACACCCCACCCUGGUACCUGUGUGUGUUCUUGGGCUUACAGCACUACUUGACAUGUUUCAGUGGAACUAUCGCCGUGCCGUUCCUCCUCGCUGAGGCGAUGUGUGUCGGCUUCGAUCAGUGGGCCACCAGUCAGCUCAUUGGGACCAUCUUCUUCUGUGUGGGGAUCACCACCCUGCUACAGACCACACUGGGCUGCAGGUUGCCUUUGUUCCAGGCCAGCGCUUUCGCCUUCCUCGCACCAGCCAGAGCCAUCCUGUCGCUGGACAAAUGGAAGUGUAAUGACACCGCAGUUCCACAAUUCAACAGCACAGAGCUCUUCCACACAGAGCACAUCUGGCACCCCAGGAUACGAGAGAUCCAAGGGGCUAUCAUCGUGUCAUCCCUGGUCGAGGUCUGUAUCGGAGCGUUGGGUCUGCCCGGGAUCCUGCUGAAGUACAUCGGCCCUUUGACCAUCACCCCCACCGUGGCCCUCAUCGGCCUGUCUGGUUUCCAGGCUGCAGGGGAGAGGGCUGGAAAACACUGGGGCAUUGCUAUGCUGACUAUCUUCUUGGUGCUGCUCUUCUCUCAGUAUGCCAGAAACGUUCACUUCCCUCUGCCCAUCUACAAAGCCAAGAAAGGCUGGACUUCUUACAGGCUGCAGGUCUUCAAAAUGUUUCCUAUCAUCAUGGCCAUCCUGGUGUCAUGGCUGCUGUGUUUCAUUUUCACUGUGACUGACGUUUUCCCACCGGAGGAUGACAAGUACGGCUACUAUGCCCGCACAGAUGCACGACAAGGAAUCCUCGCAGCUGCACCGUGGUUUAAGAUCCCAUAUCCCUUCCAGUGGGGCUAUCCUACUGUAACAGCUGCAGGUGUGAUUGGCAUGAUGAGCGCGGUAGUGGCCAGCAUCAUCGAAUCCAUUGGAGAUUACUACGCCUGUGCACGUCUCUCUUGUGCUCCUCCGCCUCCCAUUCACGCCAUCAAUAGGGGGAUAUUUGUUGAAGGUAUUUCUUGUGUGCUGGAUGGUCUUUUCGGGACAGGAAAUGGCUCCACCUCCUCCAGUCCAAAUAUAGGCGUUCUGGGAAUCACAAAGGUGGGCAGCAGACGUGUGAUUCAGUAUGGAGCCGCCAUGAUGCUGCUGCUGGGGCUCGUGGGUAAAUUCAGCGCCCUGUUUGCCUCACUGCCCGACCCUGUCCUCGGAGCUCUGUUCUGCACCCUGUUUGGUAUGAUCACGGCCGUGGGACUCUCCAACCUGCAGUUUGUUGACCUCAACUCCUCCAGGAACCUUUUUGUUCUGGGUUUCUCCAUCUUUUUCGGUCUGAUGCUGCCGAGCUACCUCAAACAGAACCCGCUCGUCACCGGCAUAGUUGAGAUUGACCAAGUUUUGAACGUGCUCCUCACCACCGCCAUGUUUGUCGGAGGAUCUGUCGCCUUCAUUUUGGACAAUACUAUCCCUGGUACGGCUGAAGAACGAGGCAUCAGGAAGCUGAAGCGUGGCGUUGGUAUCAAUGCAGCAGAACUGGAAGGAAUGAGAUCGUAUGAUCUGCCGUUUGGAAUGGACUUUAUCCGCAAACAUCGCAUCUUCAAGUACCUUCCCAUCAGCCCCACCUUCCAAGGCUACCAGUGGGGGAGGAUACAUGAAGUGUGCAGGAACAGAAUGGGACAUGGGGAUGCGAUGAAGGGGGGAGGAAUGGGAGGGGAGGGAGGCAUAACAGCAGGGGAGAGUCGAGUAUAGCCAAUGGGCUGGUGCUGCGAAAUAUUUAAUGUGGCUGGAAUUUGGGGAGCAAGGGAUGGUACACUAAGAUAAAAGGAUCGGAGAGUGGAGGACAGGAGCUGCGCGGGAUUCAGGAUUGUGUGAAAGAAAAUGUGAUGCACCCACCCCUCCCUCACUAUGUGUUUUCUUUAGCUCGUGUUAGUCUUUUCCCACUUCCCACUAUGCUAUUUUAAGCAUGAUAUAGCAAAUCACAGCAUGCUAUAAAAGAUGUCACCAUGCAGAGGUGAGUUGGUGUGUGUGCGAGUGCGUACACAGCAAGAGAAUAACGGGUUUGUGCACUUUAAUCCAGAAUGACAACAAUAAAUGUCAAACAAUCAGCUAAAUGAUUGAUGAUAACUCAAACUAAAAAAGCACAGGAGAUUCAAUUAUUAUGUCAAUUGAGGAUUAUGCAAAAUUUCUGUUUGGAACUAUUUGCCUCUACUCGUUAUGCAACCACAUUAGAGAGAGUCACACACACAUGCUCACACACCAACAGCCUGACCAAAACUAGCUUAAGCGCUACAAUGCAUGUCAGGUCAUGCAGAUUGAUGGAAGUGGUUUAUCUGGAGCCCUUAGCCAUGCAAAGUGAUUGUGAAAUUUAAUUUUUUUGCACUAUCUGCCUCCUGAGUUCAAAAGCAGAAUGUCGCUCCGCAGCGCGUGCCCCCAUUUCUUCAGUAAAACUCCUGAGACCCGUUUAGCAGCACAUCACAUCCACUCAUCUCACAGCCCCCUUUUUUAUUAAUAGUAGGGCGCUAAUACUCAUGAUAUCUCCAAUGUAACAAACCAGUUUACAUCUCUUUAAUAUGACAGUAUUAUGCAUCGGUUACUAACAAGACUUAAGACACCAUUUCCUCAUUUGGCUGUCAAAUGGCACUUAACUUGUUUUACUACAUUAUGCAACUAAAUUAAUUUUAUUAUUAUUUGUUAACCUUUGAUUUGCUGAUGUUACGUUUCCUCUUAACACAAGACACUCACAACACGAAACAAGCUUUUAACAAUAAUGCCUCUACUGCCGUGAUGACAGCAGUCACAUUAAUGGCACACAGUAACUCAGACAUGUGGCCUUGUCAGAGAGACUCCUGUACAUAAAUACUAAAAAAAAGACUGCAGAGAUCUCUGAUCCUCUCUGCAGAGGAUAUGGAGAAUUUAAAUGUAAUAAGAGGGUGUUUCUGUUCUCUGGAUCGACUCUCAGAUGAUGCAAAUUUCAUCAACAGUUUUUACUCAUUUAAAGGAGCAGUGUGCGAUUUGGUGGCAUCUAGCGGUGAGGUUGCAGAUUGCAACAAACUGAAGACCUGCAUGUUCCAAGCAUGUAAGAACCUACUGGUUCAAAAGGCCCUCUCUAGAGAUAUUGUUUGAUUUGUUCGCUCUGGGCUAUUGUCCAAACAUGGCAGACUCCAUGGAAGAGGCGCCAUUCUUUUCAGGUGAUCAUACACAAAUGAAAACAUGGUUAUGAAUAUUAUAUUUGAUUUCUGUCAGUAGAUCCUCCUAAAUCUUUCACACUGCUCCCUUAAAGAUAACCUACUCCCUCACAUUCCUCCACCUCCCAUCCUCAGUCACCUGUACACCUCUCACUCUUUUCCCCCUUUAUUUUGUUAACUGCUGAUGUUUGUUACUGUUCAUGUCUGUAGUAGUUCAGGCGGUGGCGGCACAUUUAGCUGAGUACCUGAAAAGUUCAGAGCAUCAGCAGCCUGUAGCUUAUUAACCCAGGUGUGACCCUGAAAGACUAAUUUGACCACAUUGUGUGCCUCUGGUCUUUUUAAUUGGAAAAAUGCAAUUUGUAUAUAUGAAAAAAAACUAUAGAAGAGAUUGCAACAUUAUCUGGGUAAAUAAAAAGUAGCACAAUGACAAAAAUUUAAAUGACUAAAUAUUUAGCCCAGCUGAGAUUUUUACUAAACCAAAAUGUUAAAAGCUGUUUAUUUUUUAACUUGAUCUGUUACCACAUACCAAAACUUUCCUCAAAGUAUUGAAAUUUGUCACCGCUAAGAAACUUUAAAAAAAUGUUUGAAAUCUCAUCCCAAAUUUCCUCACUUUUUAUCUCUAUCUCUGUUAAAGAUAUUUAUUUAUUUAUAAGCAAAAGGUUGGUGUUUAAUGAUAACUUGAAGCAGGUCUAUGUGUCUCUUGCACAAUAUCGAAAGUAUAUUUAUUAGUUUACUUGUUCCCGCCCUGUAAACAUCAGUGGGAUGAUGAUGGACCGCUCUCAGCCUCUGCUAUAGUCCCUGCUUUUAGAAAAUCUCCAGAGGACAUCAGCUUUUUCUGAACAGAGUUUCUGAUGUACGCUGCUUCUGUUUCAUUCCAUUUGUAUCAUGUUGUUUUUAAAAACAAGAGAAGAACACUUUUUAAAUGUUUAAACUGGAUAGUUUAGUCAGAUUUCAUAAUCAAGGCCUUUUUGCUACAAGUACUGUUUGCACAUGUGGUGCCAAGAACUUCGGGGUGGCAGAGUGAGUGAUACUCACUAACCUGAAACCCUAAAAUGUUACUAUUAUUAUUCACAUUUAUAAUAGAGUUGAAACAUUGUAACAUUUUGUUUGACCUGAAGACAAGUGGCUGAUUGUGAUUUAAUAUUUUUUGGGCCUUCCUCUAUGAUGGCACGGUUAGCUGUAGCCUCAUUUAUUACCUCCGCACUCUGUAAGUUACUCUUGUGAUUCGGUCGCAUAACUUAAAGUUUAAGUUUUAUAUAGCACUUAACAACAAAAUACAAGAAGAUGUUUAAAAGACUGUAUGAAAGAUGUACAGAUUUUGAACGUCAGUUAUUAUCAUGUUAACAAAUAAGGCUAUAAAGCUGAUCAAAUACUUACUGGGAGAGAGUUUCAAAGCUGAGGUACCAAUCUACUAAUCUCAUCCUAAGAGUUGAUAUAGAAAAUCAUUUAUUUUUGUUGGAUUAAGACAUUGAUUCCCACCAAAUAUUUGAUCAGUCUGUCAUAUGACAGAAUCACAGAGAAGCUAAAGGAGUGCUGAAGUCACAAGAGGCUCGACAAUCCUGUGACCACUGACGUGUGCAAAAACUGUAAAUCUCAAACCUCAUCCUCCUAAAUGUUUGCUGGGGGACCAACAGCUGGAUGGCUGUAGAUAAGAAGCAGUGUUCCGGGGGUUAAUGAAAUUAGCAGUGUGUUAUUGGCACACCACCUGAUGUUUUUGGCUUCCUUGCCUGCACAGCUUGACCUUGCUCCAGGAGCAGGUGAUGAUCAAGGUAGAGGUCUGACAGCAGUCACCUCUCCUGAAUCUUCUUCUCUUUUUAAAGAUACAGUAAAUUGAGGUGGUUUGACCGUUUUUGCGGCUCUUGUAGUGACUUUUAUAAUACAUGGCAUGCACGUAAUAAUUACAUGCACAACGUGUGACCUUUGUUUUCUGUGUUCAUGCAACAAGCACUGAAGUUCUCCCAUCACAUCCUCUCUCCACUCUCCACACACUCGCUGUUCAACCCCUCAGUCCUGCAGUGAAACUAUAUUGGUGUCCUCUAAUGUUUAGUGUACCUGGUUUCCUCCCGGGAAUUCUUACUGUUGACGUUUGUGGAUGCAGGAGAAGACACCGGCUGGCCACCUUUUUACGAUCCUGUUGGUUAUUAUCAGCUGAGUGAUACUGCCUUAUCACUUCACAGCAAGAAGAACUUUGUUUGUGUCUGCAGGCAGCUUCUUCUUGUUUGACUUUUAUCCUCCAGUUUUUAUCAUACUUUUUAAUUUUAGGAUCAUAUAAACAUGCAAAGUUGUUACAAGAAAAACUCACACUUUAACUUGAAUUACAGGUCAGUGUAACCAGCAGCUCUUAAGAAGGUGGCCAUGAGGUGUGUAACACAAAGACAUCAAUCCCUUUCAGUUAUUUUGAGGGGGUACUACCUGAAGAAUAUACUUUUGUCAAUUAAGUGUUUUAUCUUUUUCAAUGUUUUUGGUUUUUUAUACAUCAUUUUUAUGUUUUUGCAAGCAAAUAUUUGUAAGAAACCAAUCAUAACUUUUAAUCUUAAAUCAUGCUGGGAAGUGCACCGUUUCAUUGUACUUUUUAUUUAAAAAGUAAAUACAUUUUGAUCCUAAUUUGAAUCUGUGGUUUGGUGGAAUCUUUGUUUUGUUAGGACCUUUUCAUACUGUAUUUUUUUACUCUAACAUUGCUUUCUGUCCAUGUUAACACAUUACCAGUAUAAAUGAAAGAUCAAGCUGAUAAACUUUAAUUUAGAUGUACAAAAAACAAAAAUUAAUGUAUAUUUAAUGGAGUAAAGUUUGCUAAACCUUCUGGAAGAGAAAUUGUGUACACAAAUUGUAGCAACAAAAUGUUUUAUUCUUUGUUUCCGAAAAAUAUUUAAUAAGAUGUUACUGAAUGAA